Myripristis murdjan (pinecone soldierfish) is the source of this 695-nucleotide messenger RNA. Its product is annotated as cornifelin homolog A-like. The transcript is spliced from 4 exons. Lineage: Eukaryota; Metazoa; Chordata; Actinopteri; Holocentriformes; Holocentridae. The record is from RefSeq and is a predicted model, not a curated record. Bases 77 to 643 code for a protein of 188 amino acids.
GCGACUUCCUUUCAUUCCUUUGCAGCUACAGAGGUGACAGCAAGGGUGCCAGGCUAGUCAGUUGCAGAUCAGAAAGAUGACACAGCCGCAGACACACUGGAACAGCGACCUUCUUGACUGCUGCGAUGACAUGAAUUCAUGUUGCUAUGGCUUCUGGUGCUGCCCUUGCUUUGCCUGCACCACCUCAGGGAAGUUUGGAGAGAACGACUGCCUGCCCUUGUUGGACAUCUUCACCCCCGCAAUUACAGCAGCCUGUGGCAUACCUCUGUGUGUGCCUCCUGCAGCCCUGUCUCUGAGGGUCGCCAUACGCCACAAAUAUGGGAUCAAGGGCUCUCUCUGUAAGGACAUCGCAGUUUCCUGUUUCUGCUCCUGGUGCUCCUGGUGUCAGAUGUCCCGUGAGAUCAAACAUCGGAAGAAAAGCCACGCUGUGAUCAAUGUGCAGGCUCAAUCUGCUGUGGUCAACGCGCAGCCCGCCUCGACCGUGGUCGCCGCUCAGGUCCACACGAUCAACCAGCAGAACAUCGUGCUGCCAGCCAGCCAGCCUACAGCACCAGGUUUCGUGCUUCAGCCCAUGUCUCCAGGAGCAAAUUAUGGCUCCCCACCUCCUCUUAGCCCAUCUUAUGGGCCUCCAUCUUAUUACUGAGAUUUUCAGCUCCUCAUGAGUCUGGGUCAUGUAGUGAAGAUUUUUUUUUUGU